Molecule: messenger RNA, 605 nt
Organism: Achroia grisella
Lineage: Eukaryota; Metazoa; Arthropoda; Insecta; Lepidoptera; Pyralidae
Product: protein SREK1IP1-like
Exons: 3
Coding region: 27-491 (154 amino acids)
Molecular function (GO): zinc ion binding; nucleic acid binding
Source: RefSeq, a predicted model, not a curated record
UAAGUACAUAUACGUUUUGUAUAAAUAUGUCUAAUUUAGAUUUAGUCAACAAGUUUGGCAAGGAAUCUUCGAGAGCAGCUUGUAAAAAGUGUGGUUAUGCUGGCCACUUAACAUUCCAAUGUAGAAACUUUAUUAAAGUGGACCCAAACAAAGAGAUUGUGCUAGAUGUGAGCAGCACAAGUAGUGAUAGCGAGCAGGAGUACGCAACACCCCUGCAGAGUUUACGGGAAGCAGAGUUACGGCAGAAAUUACAAGAGAAGUUGAAGAAGGCCAAGGAGAAGAAGAAACUUAAAAAGAGGAAAAGAUCUACAUCCUCCAGUUCAAGCAGUACUUCGAGUUCAUCAUCAUCAUCAUCAUCAUCAACAUCAGACAGCAGUGACUCAGAAUGUGACAAAAAGAAAAAGAAACAUAAAACAAAGAAAUCUAAAAAGUCCAAGAAAUACAAUGAUAAUCAUGACAAACAUGACAAACAUAAGAGGCGUGAAAAAUAACAUUAGUUUAAUCGUUUUAGGAUAUAACAUUGUAUUGUAUUAAUUGUUAAUAAUAAAUAUUAUAAUAGGUAUACAUGUUCUACAACAAUUCUUGUGAAAUAAUAUAGAAUGAAA